This is a messenger RNA of Sardina pilchardus (European sardine), 2298 nucleotides long. RefSeq names its product integrin alpha-6-like. Gene Ontology annotation, molecular function: integrin binding. Lineage: Eukaryota; Metazoa; Chordata; Actinopteri; Clupeiformes; Clupeidae. The transcript has 20 exons. Gene Ontology annotation, cellular component: integrin complex; external side of plasma membrane. The record is from RefSeq and is a predicted model, not a curated record. Gene Ontology annotation, biological process: leukocyte migration; integrin-mediated signaling pathway; cell-cell adhesion. Bases 25 to 2256 code for a protein of 743 amino acids.
GAGGACCAUAAAGAGAACCAGUGGAUGGGAGUGAGAGUCAGGAGCCAGGGCCCUGGGGGAAAGGUUGUGGUGUGUGCCCACCGCUACCAGAGAUGGAAGUCGGAGGAGUCUCGGGUGAUGCCUGGCCGCUGCAUAGUCCUGGAGCAGGACCUGCAGGCACAAGAAGAUGAGCGAGACCCAUUCUGUGCUGAGGGAGGUCGUCUGGCAAGGCCAGGGGGAAAUACCAAGGAAUUCUUUGGCUAUUGCCAACAGGGAGUCUCUCCUGCCUUCACCAAUGACAAGCAGCACAUCCUAUAUGGAGCCCCAGGGGGCUACGACUGGAAGGGUAUCGUGCGUCUUGAACCGACAGACUGGGAUGUGGAUUAUCCUGAGGUGCUGGAAACCGGGGAAGAGAACGACCCCAAGCUCAUUCCUGUCAACAUCAGCAGUUAUUUAGGAUUCUCCAUAGGAUCCAGCACCACUCUGACCAAUAAAGGGGAGCUGAUCAUCGUGUCUGGAGCCCCAAGGUCUGGACACAGUGGCGAGGUGCUACUGCUGCGGAGUGAAGACAAAACCCAAGGUCUGGAUGUGGUGCACCGCCUCACUGAUCCUGGGCUGGCCUCGUCCUUUGGCUAUGACCUCGCAGUGGUGGACCUCAACGCAGAUGGGUGGGAGGACCUGGUUGUGGGUGCCCCCCAGUACUUUGAAAAAGAUGGAGAUGUGGGAGGUGCAGUCUACGUCUACAUCAAUCGGGCUGGAGGCAGAGACUGGAACAAUCUCAAGCCUGUCCGUCUCCAUGGAAAAAAGGACUCUAUGUUCGGGCUGGCAGUUGGAAGCAUCGGUGAUGUCAAUCAAGACGGAUUCCAAGAUAUUGCUGUAGGAGCACCGUACGAGGGACCCGGACAUGUCUACAUUUACCAUGGCUCUGCAGAGGGCAUUCUAGAGAAACCCACACAGAUUAUAAAAGGCAAGGGUGGUGUUAAGUUAUUUGGAUAUUCCUUAGCGGGGAACAUGGAUGUAGAUGAGAAUGGAUAUCCAGAUAUAGCUGUGGGAUCUCUCUCAGAUUCCGUAUUUGUUUACAGGGCAAAACCAGUCAUAAAUAUUGAGCAGACCUUGAUGAUAACCCCUGAUGGCAUCGAUGUAAAGAAUUACAAUUGUGAUAAGCAGCAAUGCUCAAUUACUGUCAAGUCCUGUUUUAGUUUCACCUCACAUCCAGCCACCUACAAGCCAGACAUCAAUAUCCGCUACAUGCUGGAAACAGACAGUCAGAGGAGGGAGUGGAAUCUGCCAUCUCGGGUGGCCUUCAAAGAUCCAUCCCAAGCAGAGGGCACUUUGAGACUCGGCAGUUCAAAAAAGGAAUGUGUUAACACAGAACUCCGGCUACAGACGGACAUCCAGGACAAGGUCAGGGCCAUUCCCAUUAGCGUGUCCACAUCACUCCUGAGUGCCACGUCCAGCCACCGUGGCGCAAGCCCAUCCCAGGUAUCAGUAGUUGGAGAGAAGGCGAAAGUGGAGAGCGAAGUUACAUCAGUGGAAGACAUUGGUUGUCCGGUCGAGUACAACUUCACGAUCAGCAAUCUGGGAAUACCUCUGACAUCAUUAACCACCGUGUCACUGGACAUCCAGUGGCCCAAACUGAAUAAGGAUGGGAAAUGGCUCCUGUAUCUGGUGCAGAUCGAGGGGAAAGAUGGUCAGAAAAUGUCCUGCUCUCCCACACAGGAAAUCAGCCCUCUCCAACACAUCGAGGCUCAAGGCAUAUCCAGAGGCAAGCGGCAGGCCGUGGAGGCGGAUCUGGAGGCUCAGAGCACUGAUGGAAUAUUAUCCAUAUUUGGAGGAAAAAGGAAAUACAAAAUGCUGGCUUGCGGUGGAGAAGCACAGUGUGUCACUAUAAAGUGUCCCCUAUUCGGCCUGGAAGAUAAAGCAGUGGUCCACCUCAGAGCUCGUUUGUGGAACAGCACAUUUCUGGAGGAGUACGAGUCCUUGAACUACCUGGACAUUCUGUUGAAUGCCUCACUCAGCAUCCAUUCAGCUCCGAAAAACAUCGGCCUCAGGAGCCUUCCUACUCAGGUGAAGCUGACGGUGUUCCCUGAGCAGAAGUCGUUGCUGAACCGCAGGGUGCCCUGGUGGGUGAUCGUGUUCUCCCUCCUGCUGGCCCUGGUCCUAUUGGCUCUCCUGGGCUUCCUGCUGUGGAAGCUUGGCUGCUUCAGUCGGCCGAUGUGUGGCAGAAACAAGAGAGAAUACCACGUCGUCUCAGAACAUCCCUCUGGAAAGCACUGAAUGCAUUACGAUUGGGAAUGGGCCCUAAUGUACAACGGCAAA